GUCCACAUAUCACCAGAGUAAUAUCCAAUUACUGCUAACUCUAGCUGCCAUUAGCAAUUAGAUUUGAUUUGAUUUUGAUUCGAUUUGAUUUAGCAUGUUAGCUCAGUUAGCCGUGCAGCUAGCUGUCCGUGUGAUGAGCAUGGUGCUUACUUCGCUACCACAGGACCAGAAAAAAAAGGAAACAUUAUUUGAAUGUUAAGAACAAAUAUUAAGAUAAACUUGCACCCUCAUCCUUGGAAGUAUUUUUUUCAUUAUGCACUAUAAGAAAAAAGUUAAAAUGUCUGGAAUAAACUUGACAUUUUUCAAGAUUAAAGUCUAUCUUUUGAGACUACAUCAGGCAGAGUGUAUAACUGCCUUAACAAAAUGCUUUGUGUAAAUGAACCAGUGGAACUGUACUUCAGAAUCAAAACAAAGAAAUAGUUCCGUUACAGCUCAUAAACACAGUGCAGCUGUCAGUAUUUGGACCUUUAAGAGAUUGUUACACUACACACUGAACAUGACACUCCAAGGAUGUAGUACUGGAGGACUGCAGGCUCAGCCUGCUCUGGAAGAUGACUCAGCCACUCCCCUAACUGGAUCUGAUGGACCAGAAGAGUCGACAUUUUGUAUUUCAUCGUUAUUCUGGACAUUUUGACUUUCUUCUUUAAGUGUAUACUGAAAAAAACAAAACAAAACAAAACAAAACAAAAGAAAAAAAAACCCCAAAACAAUACAAAACGAAAAACAAAAAACCCCAAAAGCUAUCCUCCUUCCUCCGAGUUCUUCUAGAAUGGCUUGAUAAAAACUGAUGGGAUGAUGACAUGUGAUGGGGGGGUAGUAAGAUGUACCAAUGUGAGCCAGAACAACUGCAUAGCGCACAGUCAAAUAAGUGAUUUUUAAUUAGAUAUUCAUAUUUUAAUUACUCCCAUUCUUCUAUCUGUCGAUAAAAGCAUCCGAUACAUCACUUUGAGUGGCUUCUGGGUAUCAAUGCCCCCUUUUCCGCUUUUUACAUGACUGACCGCCAGAGGACGCAGCAAGACUCAUCCACCCGUAAACCCCUCCGUCCCCCCGCCCUGCUCGUAUUUUUCUCUGGGACCUCUCCUCUGGCUACUACACCGUCUCUGAAGAGCGUCCCGAGCCGCUGCUACCUCACCCCCCACCCCGACCCGGUCAGAACCAGACUCAUCAGAACCCACCUGCUCGUCCGGCGGUCUGAAGGUCCGAUAUCAUGUGGACCUGUCGCCGUAAUAUCGUUCAUUCGUCUAGAUCGGGCGCUGAGGAUGAAACAAUGCCAUCAUCACUGCGGUGACAACAUAUAGUGAAACAGGGCCUGAUCAUGGGAGACAGAAGGAGGUCACCAUGUGCAGAAAUCUCUCCAAAUAUGCCCUCAUCUUCCUCUUCCUAGCACUGUCUGGACUCAUCUUCCUUCUGCGCAACAUCCACACUGUGGAGAACUGGAACUGCCACACUAUUUCGGCCCUCUACCAACUCCAGAGCAGGAUCCAAUCAUCCUUCCUCCCAGUGAAUCUGCCUACUUUUCAUCACAACCGCACAUUUUGUGCCCAUCUGGGCCAGAAACCCUCCCCUGAAGAUGAACUGGAAGAGCGCUACCUGUUGGACUCUAUCACCUGGCCAGGGCCACCGCCUCGCUCUUCACCAAUUGUCCUGCGCCAGACGAGUGACCCUGUCCACAGCCUGUUUGCCAUCCUUCCUACUAAAGAGGGAAGGGAGUGGCAUGUGGGCGACCAGCUGGAGGCCCUCGUCCAAAUGCACGACUUCCAGGGUCGUCCCAAGCGCUAUGGUGGGGAUUUCCUCUUGGCCAGACUGCACUCCCCUGAGCUUGGAGCAGGUGUAGCAGGCAAGGUGCUGGACCACGGGAAUGGAUUUUACUCUGCUAUGUUCCCGCUCCUCUGGGUGGGGUCUGCACAGGUGGAGGUUACACUAGUGCACUCAAGUGAGGCCAUUGCUGUUCUGCGACGGCUGAGGGAGGAACGGCCUGAUCGGGUGUUUUUCAAGAGCUUGUUCCGCUUAGGCUUCUUGUCUGAAACUACUUUGUGCAACAUGUGCCUGCCCCCUGAUCAGCAGCCCCUGUGCAACUACACAGAUCUUUACACAGGGGAGCCCUGGUAUUGCUACAAGCCCAAGGUGCUCGGCUGUGACACCAGGAUCAACCACGCCAAAGGAGGCUAUCUGAAACAUCUCCUCACCAACAAAGAAGCACUGCUCUUCCAGAGCGGAGUAAACAUAAAAGUUCACAUACACGCUUCAGGACCCGACAGAAUCAAUGUGCUGCCCCCCAGGAAAGAUAGAGCAGAGGUAGAAAGCAGUGUAAAACCAGAAGCUAUUCAGCUAGCACCAUCUGGAUAUUACUACGAGGAAUCAUGGAGACCAUUAAAUGGUGUGACAAUGCGCCAGUUCAAUGAAUCAUCUGCCAUCACUCAGUGUUUGAAGAAUAAGGUGAUCUACAUGUAUGGAGACUCCACUGUCAGGCAGUGGUUUGAGCACCUGCUUGCUUUUGUACCAGAAUUGAAGGAGUUCGACCUGCACAGUCCUAAAAAUGUUGGACCUUUCAUGGCGGUGGACAGCACCCAUAAUAUUCUCUUGAAGUACCGCUGCCAUGGCCCACCCAUCCGCUUCUCCACUGUCAUAGCCAGUGAGUUGCGCUACAUUUCAAAUGAGCUGGACGGCCUCUCUGGGGGUCCCAACACAAUUGUUGUCCUCAGCAUUUGGGCCCAUUUCAGCACCUUUCCUGUGGAGGUGUACAUACGGAGGCUCCGUCACAUUAGGCGGGCAGUGUUGCGACUCCUGGACCGAGCGCCAGGUACAAUCAUUGUGAUUCGCUCAGCCAACCUCCAAGCCCUGGACCCAGAGGUCAUCGUGCUAUUUUUCUGUUUAUUGAUCCUUCUUGUGGACUGGGUUCAUACAUCUGAGGACUUAAUGAUGCCAUCAUCACCGCAGUGGAAAGCAUACAGGGAAACAGAGCCUGAUCAUGGGACACAGAGGAAAGUCACUUUGUGCCGAAAGCUCUCCAAAUAUGCUGUCAUCUUCCUCUUUCUGGCUGUGUUUGGACUUAUAUUGCUGCUGCACAACAUCAGCACUAUAGAGAACUGGAACUGUCACACUGUUUCAGCCCUCAACCAGCUCCAGAGCAGGAUCCAAUCAUCCUUCAUCCCAGUGAAUCUGCCCACUUUUAAUCACAACCACACUUUCUGUGCCCAUCUGGGCCAGAAACCCUCCCCUGAAGAUGAACUGGAAGAGCGCUACCUGUUGGACUCUAUUGCUUGGCCAGGGCCUCCGCCUCACUCUUCACCAGUCGUCUUGGACCAGUCGAGUGACCCUGUGCACAGCCUUUUCACCCUCCACAUUAAGGAGGGAAGGGAGUGGCAUGUGGGCGACCAGCUGGAGGCCCUCGUCCAAAUGCACGACUUCCAGGGUCGUCCCAAGAUCUACGGUGGGGAUUUCCUCUUGGCCAGACUGCACUCCCCUGAUCUUGGAGCAGGUGUAGCAGGCAAGGUGCUGGACCACAGGAAUGGAUCUUAUUCUGCUCUGUUCCCACUGCUCUGGGUGGGAUCAGCACAGGUGGAGGUUACACUAGUGCACUCAAGUGAGGCUGUUGCUGUUCUGCGACGGCUGAGGGAGGAACGGCCUGAUCGGGUGUUAUUCGAGAGCUUGUUCCGCUCGGGUUCCCACUCUGAGACUACUGUGUGCAACAUGUGCCUGCCCCCUGUUCGGAGGCCCCAGUGCAACUACACAGAACUUUCCACAGGUGAGCCCUGGUAUUGCUACAAGCCCAAGGUGCUCGGCUGUGACACCAGGAUCAACCACGCCAAACGAGGCUAUGUGAAAAAUCUCCUCACCAACAAAGAGGCACCACUCUUCCAGAGUGGUGUUAACUUAAAAGUUCACAUACACGCUUCAGGACCUGACAGAAUCAAUGUGCUGCCUCCCAGGAAAGAUAGAGUAGAGGUAGAAAGCAGUGUAAAACCAGAAGCUAUUCAACUAGCACCAUCUGGAUAUUACUACAAGGACUCAUGGAGGUCAUUAAAUGGUGUUACAAUGCGCCAGUUCAAUGAAUCAUCUGCCAUCACUCAGUGUUUGAAGGAUAAGGUGAUCUACAUGUAUGGAGACUCCACUGUCAGGCAGUGGUUUGAGCACCUGCUUGCUUUUGUACCAGAAUUGAAUCAGUUCAACCUGCACAGUCUUAAAAACAUUGGACCUUUCAUGGCAGUGGACAGCACCCAUAAUAUUCUCUUGAAGUACCGCUGCCAUGGCCCACCCAUCCGCUUCAACACUGUCAAAGCCAGUGAGUUGCGUUACAUUUUUAAUGAGCUGGACCGCCUCUCUGGGAGUCCCAACACCAUCGUUGCACUCAGCAUUUGGUCCCAUUUCAGCACCUUUCCUGUGGAGGUGUACAUACGGAGGCUCCGUCACAUUAGGCGGGCAGUGUUGCGACUCCUGGACCGAGCGCCAGGGACAAUCAUUGUUAUUCGCUCAGCCAACCUCCAAGCCCUGGACCCAGAGGUGAGCCUUUAUAACAGCGACUGGUACUCACUGCAGCUCGAUGAGGUGCUCAGAGCCAUGUUCAAGGGGCUGAAUGUUCUGCUGGUGGACGCCUGGCAAAUGACUUUGGCACACCGCCUCCCUCAUGCUCUCCAUCCACCUCCAGCCAUCAUCAAGAACAUGAUAGACAUGCUUCUGUCUCAUGUUUGCCCAGAGACAAAAAAGCAUACAUCAAUGGAGGUUUGAGAUAAAGAGGCCAUAUCUAUUUAAUAUUUAUAUCAUUAAAUGGGGCAGUGCUACUUAUCAGGAGUUAAUCUGGAUAAUCAGCUGGUGAUGCCUCAUUUUUCACGUCUUCAGUGUGGUUCAAUAAAUGAAAAAACUGUAAAUGAAGUCUAACUACGGCAGCAUCAAGAGUCACUGA
Molecule: messenger RNA, 4900 nt
Organism: Acanthopagrus latus (yellowfin seabream)
Lineage: Eukaryota; Metazoa; Chordata; Actinopteri; Spariformes; Sparidae
Exons: 11
Coding region: 1339-4725 (1128 amino acids)
Source: RefSeq, a predicted model, not a curated record